AUGAAAGAGAGUAAAGGAGAGGAAUCUAAUUUCUCUUGUUGUGAUAUAAAUGCUGAGUCAGCUGGUGGUGUUGAUGGUUUCAAACCAUUCUGCUUUGACGGCGUUUUGGUUGCUGGUGAUGAACAUAGUAAGGGUGUUGUUGUAAAGUUAAUGCGGGACACCGGUUCAUCGCAGAGUUUAGUUGUUAGAGGGGCAGUACCUGGGUUAGAAGACUGUCUUACCAAUGAUAAAGUAAUAGUUAGGAGCAUAGGUGGUUUGACUUCUUUGCCUCGGGCUAGAGUGCAUUUGGAUUGUGGCAUAUUCAAGGGUGAUAUCAUUGUGGGUAUUGUCGAGUCUCUUCCGAUUCCUGGCGUAGAUGUUCUUGUUGGAAAUGAUGCUGCAGGUAAUCGUGUGGUACCGGACCCAGUGGUAUGUGAUACUCCUUUGGAAGUCAGCCCUGUUCAGCAGUUGGAGGAUGUGGAACGUGAUUUGUUUCUAUCUUGUGUAGUUGAACGCAGCAGAGGCCUGCGUGGUAUUGUUUUGACUGAAUCUGUUCCUAGUAUUGAUGACCAGUUCAAUUCUGUUGAAUGUGGUGCUAGGUCUGCAGUUGAGGAUGACAAGCCUUUGUUUAAGAAUGCAUUGACAGAGAAGGAGAGUAUGGCAGAAUCUACAUGUUACUACUUAAAAGCUGGAGUGCUAAUGAGGAAAUAUAGAGCAAGUACCGCAGUGGCAACUGCCUCUUGGGAAGUUAAACAUCAGUUGGUGGUUCCAGCAACUCUGAAAAAUGAUGUGAUGAGGGUGGCCCAUGAAGUCUCUACUACUCAUCUUGGGAUUAAGAAGACAGCAUACAGUAUAUUGCAAUAUUUUUAUUGGCCUAGCCUUUUGCGUGAUGUGAAGGUAUUCUGCAAUUGUUGCAUAACCUGUCAAAAAGUAGGUAAGCCAAACCAAGCACCUAAACCAGUGCCUUUGGUCCCUCAAGUAGUCUGUAAUGUUCCUUUUGAAAAAGUUAUUAUUGACUGCGUUGGACCUCUACCAAAAACAAAAAGACAGCAUCAAUACAUGUUGACUAUAAUGUGUUCUAGUAUUAGAUAUCCAGAUGCUAUUCCUUUACGGAAUAUAACAACUAAGAAUCUUAUUCCACACCUUGUCAAGUUUUUUACUCAAUAUGGCAUCCCUAAAGUGGUUCAAACCGACCGUGGUACCAAUUUUACAUCUAAGCUUUUUCAGGAUGUUAUGUUGGCUAUGAGGGUUCACCAUUCUAUAUCUACAGCUUAUCAUCCGCAAAGCCAGGGGGCGCUCGAGCAAUUUCACCAGACGCUUAAGGAGGCUCUGACAAAGUACAGCCAUGAACAUCAGAAGGAGUGGGAUGAGGGACUACCAUUUGUGUUGUUCGCCAUAAGAAAUACUCAGCAAGAAAGUUUGGGAUAUUCGCCUUCUGAAUUACUUUAUGGUAGGAGUGUUAGAGGACCCUUGAAGGUUUUAUAUGAUGUCUGGCUUGAAAACCAAGAAUCAGGUAAAGACUUGCACCAAUAUGCUGUUACUCUUAAAAAGCAAUUAGAUGAGGCUCGAGUAUUUGCACAUCAGAAUCUUUUAAAAGCACAAAAAAGUAUGAAGAAAAGGUUUGAUGUUAAAACUGUAACAAGAGAAUUUAAACCAGGGGAUCAAAUUUUAAUGCUUAAUCCCACUAAGAAGUCUUUGGAAUGUCGUUUUGAAGGACCCUAUACUGUAGUAGAGAGACGCUGCAAUAAUGUAUAUGAAAUUGAAACUACUGGUAAAAGGAAAGACAGACAUCUUGUUCAUGUGAAUAGACUAAAGCCUUUUGUGUCAAAGAGCACUAAAGUAAAGCCAACAGUGCUUGCAGUUGUAAACGUUAAAAAUGAUUUAGUUAUUGUUCCAGAGAAUGAUUUUAAAAUUGGUAAUGAUUCUCACCUCUCCAAUUCUGAAGUUUUAAUGGAUAUCUCUGCAAAGUUAUUGCAUUUAGGUUCUCAUCAGGCUAAGGAUGUGGAAAGUUUGCUGAAGUCUCAGAGAUCUAUGUGGAGAUGUACCAACCCAAACAAAUCUUUUGGAAUAUACGAUCAUUUUGAAAGAGGGAACAACGCCAUGCAAGCAAGCACCCUAUAG
Molecule: messenger RNA, 2100 nt
Organism: Macrobrachium nipponense
Lineage: Eukaryota; Metazoa; Arthropoda; Malacostraca; Decapoda; Palaemonidae
Exons: 2
Coding region: 1-2100 (699 amino acids)
Biological process (GO): DNA integration
Molecular function (GO): nucleic acid binding
Source: RefSeq, a predicted model, not a curated record